Molecule: messenger RNA, 1641 nt
Organism: Aspergillus thermomutatus
Lineage: Eukaryota; Fungi; Ascomycota; Eurotiomycetes; Eurotiales; Aspergillaceae
Product: putative GABA permease
Exons: 5
Coding region: 1-1641 (546 amino acids)
Biological process (GO): transmembrane transport
Cellular component (GO): membrane
Molecular function (GO): transmembrane transporter activity
Source: RefSeq, a predicted model, not a curated record
AUGACAUCCAUACACGAUAAUUCUACGAUGCAGACGGGACACAAGGCGCCGGCGAUGGCCUCGCUUCAGGUGGAAGCAGGACACCACACGUCCAACACAGACGCGAAAUACACGGGAACGGUUUAUGAUGACCAUGAUAUGCAGCGCAUGGGAAAGGUCCAGGAGCUUAAGAGGAACCUCCGCCCUUUGGCUGCAUUGAGUUUUGCGUCGGUACUUCAGGCGACAUGGGAGUUUAUUCUCAUAUCGAAUACACAAGGGCUGCAAAAUGGCGGACUCGCGGGCAUGUGUUGGUCCUAUUUGUGGACGUUUGUCGGGUUUGGCUUUAUCAUCGCAUCGUUGUCGGAGAUGGCUUCCAUGGCCCCGACCUCUGGCGGACAAUACCACUGGGUGUCCGAGUUUGCUUCCCCGCGAUACCAGAAAUUCCUGAGCUACAUCACAGGCUGGAUGUCCGUUCUAGCAUGGCAAGCAGGCUCCGCAUCAGGCUCUUUCCUGACCGGUACAAUCAUCCAAGGGCUUAUCAGCGUCCGCGAUCCGGACUAUCAUCCUGAGCAGUGGCAAGGAACGUUGUUUGUUUUUGCGAUGAUUGUGGUGAUCUACUUUUUCAACGUCUACGCCGCGGACAUGAUGCCUCUGUUCAAUAACCUGCUGAUGAUCCUGCAUAUCCUCUCCUGGACCGUGAUCGUGAUUGUACUGUGGGCCAUGGCUCCGCAUCAAUCUGCCAAGGCUGUGUUCACGCAGUGGACGAAUGAGGGGGGCUGGUCGAGUAUGGCGCUGAGUGCCUUGAUCGGGCAGAUUUCUGCAAUCUAUGCUUCGCUGAGUAUGUUCACGCUUUCGUUCGGAAUCGCUCUAAUUCUGGCAGGCUCCGAUGCAACAGCACACAUGUCCGAGGAAGUCAAGGACGCUGGGCGCUAUGUCCCAAUUGCGAUCGCAUGGGGAUACUUUAGCAACGGCGUCAUGGCCAUUGUGAUAGUCAUCUCCUUCCUCUUUGCCAUUCCUUCAGUCGACGACGCACUGUCCGACAACACUGGGUUUCCUUUCAUCUAUGUGUUCAAGAACGCCACGUCGGUCGCCGGGGUUAAUGGGUUGACGGCCAUUAUUCUCCUUCCGGUCAUUUUCAGCAAUAUUCUCUUCAAUGCUUCUACGUCCCGGCAAACCUUCGCGUUUGCCCGGGAUAAAGGACUACCCUUCGCCCGCUGGAUCGCCAAAGUCGACCCUAAACGCAAGAUACCCGUGAAUGCGAUUGCAUUAUCUUGCAUAAUCAGCUGCCUCCUCUCUCUCAUCAACAUCGGCUCGCUAACCGCCUUCAACGCCAUCAUCUCGCUCAACGUAGCAGCCCUCAUGUACACGUACAUCAUCUCCAUCAGCUGCAUCAUCUACCGCAAGAUCUGGCAUCCGGAUACUCUGCCCCCGCGGCGGUGGGAUUUGGGUCGGUGGGGCUUGACCGUUAACAUCGUGGGAUUGCUGUACUGCGUGUUCGCACUAUUCUGGGCGUUAUGGCCGAGUAGCACCCCAGUCACGGUGGACAAUUUCAACUGGAGCGUGGUGAUCUUCGGGGGUGUUUUGGCCAUUAGUUUGGUCAUGUAUGCUGUCAAGGGGCGGGGGGAGUACCAUGGGCCAGUGGUUAUCAUCCGAAGGGAUUAG